AAGUAUCAUAUGAAAACAACAAAAUGGCUUCUGAUUCAGAGAAAGAAAAGUAUAAACUAGCGCUCGUGGCAACUAGAGAUAUACGAAAUUUGGUAAAUAAUGUAUUUGAAAAUGCCAUCAAAGACUUCUCUGCGGAUAAGACAAAGUUAAAGGAAACUUUGCUAAAGCUAGAAAAAAAAUUAAGUGAUCUUGAAAAAAUUGGUGUUUCAUUGAAAAAAAUGGAUAACAAGCCGACAAUUUUGGGUAAAAGUGGUUUACUUUGGUCAGAUCCAAUUCAAGAUAAGACACCUUUGUAUGACCAACUUAUGCAAACUUAUUCUUGGACACAACAGCUUAAGUCUCAAGCAAAGACUGCUUCAUUGUGUUUGAAAAGAAAACUUUCGCUUGACGUCAACGAGAUAGCUUUGAAAAAACCUGUGAAAGAGGAUGUUUUGGUUUCUCAAAGCACACUUGCGACAUUUGUUGAUCAAUUAAAGAAAUCAUUUCCAAAGUUAACGAUACGCUGGAACAAAAUUGCCGGAGUCUCGCUUCUUGAAGUAUGUGUAAAACCAAUUUUGUUUGCCAUUGUAAUUCUUCGUGGAUGUACUGUGGAUCGAGUCACAAUCAAAGGCAUUCAUGAAACUUCUGCGGACAAAGAUGAGUUCAUGCAGUGCUCAAAGUACAAGAUAUUUAAUAAAAUGACAGAUAUUGCUAAUGCUUCAUCAUUUUACUACAGUCGACAUGGCAACACAAGUGAAUCAUUAUAUAAAUUAAUUAAUUGGUUGUCGUAUUAUGACAAGCUGUUCAUGGUCAAGUGUAGAAAAUGCAAAAAAUACUUACAGAAAGAGGCUGACAAUAUCCUACCUCCUUGUUGGCUGGACUAUGAAACAUUUCAAUUUUAUCAUAUGCAAUGUCGACCACCAUCUAGUUAAUACUUUUAUGAAGUGGAGUCUCUUUGAAAAUACAUCAUUUCAGUAUA
This is a messenger RNA of Xenia sp. Carnegie-2017, 958 nucleotides long. Its product is annotated as mediator of RNA polymerase II transcription subunit 27-like. The transcript has 8 exons. Gene Ontology annotation, cellular component: mediator complex. Lineage: Eukaryota; Metazoa; Cnidaria; Anthozoa; Malacalcyonacea; Xeniidae. Bases 24 to 911 code for a protein of 295 amino acids. Gene Ontology annotation, biological process: regulation of transcription by RNA polymerase II. The record is from RefSeq and is a predicted model, not a curated record. Gene Ontology annotation, molecular function: transcription coactivator activity.